GGCCCCCCCACGUCUCUGCCGCACCGCGAGCCGCCAAUCACACGGAGGGCAGGUGAUGGAAUCAUUCGAGGAAGUGUGAGUGGGCAGCACCAAAGACUGAAGACAACGGAUGUAUUGACAACGGUGCCCAGCGAGGAAUGUGAGUAUAUGCAGCACUGCCCUUUGAAAAUAAAACCUUCACACACGAAUUGAAAACAACGGCAAGUUCUUAAAAAGUCUCGAAUGGUUGAAACUGUCAGUUCUGAGGAAAGGUGACAGUCGCAGGGACACACGGCUGGAGAGUGUUGGCAAUCCUGAGUGAGUUACGGUAUCAAUCCCAAUUGAAGGUUCAAGUCCUCAGUCUUGGGUGAAGAUCACGAUCCAGGUGAAGAUUUUGGUUCCAGGAUAAAGUGCCAGUCCGGCGAAACAAAGCUGUAAAGUGCCUGUCCUCCUGGAUUAAGGUGUCAAUCUCAGGCUGAAGCUGUCUGAUCAAUUCAAGGUGGUUUCAGAUUCUGUCAACUGUAUCGUUUUGAGUUUAAUGGAAGUGGAAACUUUACCUAAUUCACAAAAACUAGCCACAGAAGUUGAAAGCAUUCUUAUUAAUUACUACAGCAUUGGAAAGGAUGAAUGGAGAGUUGCAAAGGAAACAAAUGAUGUAACUGUUUGGCGGAAGCCCUCGGAGGAAUUUGGGGGAUUUCUCUACAAAACUCAAGGAAUUGUGAAAGAGACUCCCAACAGAAUAGUGGAUUUCAUUCGGCCUGGCCCAUGUAGAUUAGCCUGGGACAGCCUGAUGACUUCCAUGGACAUUGUUGGGGAAUUUGAACAGCAGGGUUGUUGUUUGAUGCAAUACACCACAGCAGGACAAUUGUGGAAUGUGAUUGCCCCAAGAGAAUUCAUUGACUUCUCCUACACCACAGAUUACCAGGAUGGGUUGCUAACUUGUGGAGUCAGCGUUGAAUACGGGGAGAAACAAGACAGUUUUGUUCGUGGAUUUAAUCACCCAUGUGGAUGGUUUUGCAUUCCCUUGAAGAGUGACCCAGACCACAGCAUCUUGACUGGUUUUAUUCAGACUGACUUAAGAGGAAUGUUGCCACAAACAUUAGUGAACACUGCAAUGGGAAAUACAUUAGUUAAUUUCUAUAAUGACCUCCGAAAUGCUUUAAAAACUUAAGUCUGGGAUAAAAUAAUAACCAUAGAUGACCCCUUUGAAAAGAUACAUGUAACUCCUUAAUAUGUUGCUAUUCCAUUCUAUUGCAGUAGCCAGGCUUAUUGUAGAUCCUCUUGUGAUGUAAUAGCCCUGAUCCACGGUGCGAGUUCAUUCCAAGAGCUCUCCUGAGUUAAAAAAAAAAUCAAACUCGUGGUUAGCACGGAGAAUGAACGUAGCAGGUACGUCGGAGCUU
Messenger RNA from Amblyraja radiata (thorny skate), 1379 nucleotides. RefSeq names its product StAR related lipid transfer domain containing 4 (gene stard4). The transcript is spliced from 6 exons. Gene Ontology annotation, molecular function: cholesterol transfer activity; cholesterol binding. The record is from RefSeq and is a predicted model, not a curated record. Gene Ontology annotation, biological process: cholesterol transport involved in cholesterol storage; cholesterol import; intracellular cholesterol transport. Gene Ontology annotation, cellular component: cytosol; endoplasmic reticulum. Bases 518 to 1150 code for a protein of 210 amino acids. Lineage: Eukaryota; Metazoa; Chordata; Chondrichthyes; Rajiformes; Rajidae.